Molecule: messenger RNA, 4273 nt
Organism: Siniperca chuatsi (mandarin fish)
Lineage: Eukaryota; Metazoa; Chordata; Actinopteri; Centrarchiformes; Sinipercidae
Product: solute carrier family 22 member 6-B
Exons: 10
Coding region: 1202-2821 (539 amino acids)
Biological process (GO): transmembrane transport
Cellular component (GO): membrane
Molecular function (GO): transmembrane transporter activity
Source: RefSeq, a predicted model, not a curated record
AGUCAAGUAAAAGAUCUGAAUACUUCUUCUGCCACUGAUGGUACCCCAUCAGAAAACUGCAUUUCAGCAGGUCCAUUUGCUGUGUCUUGUAUAUAGGCCUAAGCCUAUAACAAGUAGUAUCAGCCUGUAGAGCAUGGCAGAAGAAACGUAUAGGGGCGCACCUAGGCAGCAGAAGCAGGGAGAUCAAUGCAGCACCUGACCUGUUGACCUUUACCAUAUCACAUUUUGACUGUACAACAGAAACAGGGACCUAUAAUAUCAAUGACCACAAAUACAUUAUGUUUCACUGAUAGGCUAUCAGUGAUGGCAGACAGACUGAGGUCGGAGGACUCUCACUGUAAACCUCACUGUGAUUCAAUCUUCCAACAGCAGGUGGCAGCAGAGGACCUCUGAGGACAUUAUGCACGGUGUUCGUCCCACGUUUAUGGCAGGGAUGUUUGUGUUGUAUAUAACGCAAAUAAACACUGGGGUACUGUAACUCAACAUGUGCAAUUGAUGCUUAGCCUACAUGAUUUCAUGAAGAAAAAUUUCUAUCAUAAAUUCAUUUUCCUGUAGGAUCACGCGCGUCAGUGCUGUGUUGUGAGUCUUGCAAUGGAGCGUCUCUCAUGGUAUUUUGUAAUGAGGCUAUGGCCCUGCCCUGUAAGUAACGGAUAUCACACCAUACGCGCUCCCAGCUGCCAAUAAUGUGCGUGGGUUUCUCCAGAUUGACAGCAGAUGGUUGCAUGACUUUUUUCAAACAAUGGAUUCAACGAGAGCAGUUUUGCAUUUAGUUUUUCGUGCAUCAAGCUGAUGCAGUAGUUGUCUGGCUUCCACGUUAGGUUGGGAAUCCAUCAUUCAGGAAAACCGAUAAACCUUUGGGCACUGAUCUGAUUUUGAGCAUUUCAUGGACCUGUGUGAACCCUCAUUUGGAGAGACUAGGUGCCACUGCUUGCAGGAAGGUGAGAAGAAUCGGCGGGAAUGCUACAAGUUCAUGUUUUCUUCAGGUCAUUUCAGGAAUGCUAAAGAUGGGUCAUGGUAGACUUCAGCUGGACUGACUACGGUAGCACAUGUUUGAUGUACCUUGUUUACCUCCUGAACAGCACACCACAGCUCCUCACAGCCUUAUUGUCUGGUGGCUGUUUACAACCAGUCCUCCGCCUCCUUCCCACUGGUUCAUCCACUGGAAUAGAGUCAGUCUCCAAUUUGGCCUAUAUUUCCCAAAAUGAAUUUCGACCAGAUCCUCUCUGCCGUCGGAGGCUUCGGCAAAUAUCAGAAAAUUUUGUACAUAUGGAUUUGUUUACCCCAGAUCCUCCUCGCCUUCCACAUGAUGGUGAGCGUCUUUACUGGAGCCACGCCGCCCCAUCACUGCCGGGAGAGCUCGAACCCAGCAGCCGGGAAUCAGUCCUCCUUCCCAGGUACACUCAGCCUGAACUUCAGCCUCUCGGAGUUUUCCUGCUUCUCUUCCGAUGUUUUGCUGCAGGGCAACCGGACUGAGCGCGUCCCAUGUGGUCACGGAUGGGUGUACAGCAAGGAGACUUUCCAGAGUACAACAGUCAGCGAGUGGGACCUGGUGUGCAGCAAAGCUGGACUUAACAGUCUUGGUUCGUCUAUCUACAUGUUCGGCCUGUUGGUGGGAUCAGUGGUGUUUGGAGCCAUGGCUGACAGGUACGGCCGACGUUUCAUCCUGCUGCUGUCCAUCGCUCUUCAGACUGUGUUUGGAGUCGCUGUGGCCUUUGCACCCAACUUCCACGUCUAUGUGAUUCUUCGCUUUGUAGUUGGCUCCACGAUAUCUGGAGUCAUCAUCAAUGCCUUUGUACUUGGCACUGAGUGGACGUGCACCAAGCGGCGCAUGCUAGCUGGUAUUAUGACCGACUACGCAUUUGGUCUGGGCUACAUGCUGCUAGCAGGCGUAGCAUACUUGAUACGAGACUGGAGAAAAUUGCAACUGGCUAUAUCAGCCCCGGGCUUCCUGCUCAUCUUCUAUAUAUGGGUGCUUCCUCACUCUGCCAGAUGGUUGCUGGCCAAUGACAGGAGAGAGGAAGCCAUCGCACUCCUCCGCAAGGCAGCACUUGUUAACGGCCGAGUGUUACCUCCCACUGUGCAGGUUGAGAAGAUUUUAGGUGGAGGGAAGCAAAGUCAUUCAGCAGUGGAUCUCGUACGAACACCUCAGAUGAGGAAGAGGGCUAUCAUCUUGUUCUAUAUCUGGUUUGUGAAUGUGCUGGUGUAUUACGGCCUCUCACUAGGUGUGUCCAGGUUGGGGACAAACCUCUACUUGACCCAGUUUGUGUUCGGGUUGGUUGAGAUCCCGGCUCGUUCUCUCGUCCUGCUUGUCCUGCCCUGCAGUCGCCGACUCUCCCAAAGCGUAUUUCUGGCUGUUGGAGGGCUCGCCUGUCUGCUCAUGCUCGCUGUCCCUGCAGAUUAUCCCAAUGUCCUGACUGGUCUUGCCAUGGUAGGGAAGUUUGGUAUAACAGCUUCCUUUGCUGUAAUCUAUGUGUACACCGCUGAGAUAUUCCCCACUGUGCUUCGGCAAACAGGAAUAGGUGUAUCCUGUAUGUUUGCGAGGAUGGGGGGUGUGUUAGCACCCAUUAUCAACAUGCUUCACAACCACAGUCCCACUACACCUCUGGUCAUCUUCGGUACCUGCCCACUGUUGGGUGCUGUCCUGGCCCUGGCACUGCCUGAAACUGCCGACAGACCUCUUCCUGACACGGUGGAGGACGCAGAGAACUGGGACAUGAGGUCGCCUCCCAACAAAGAGAACCGUAUGAUGUCUGAGGAUAUUAGCCAAUUAGCUAGCAGCACAGAGGAGCAGGAGCUACGACAUCUAGCAAGCCAGGCCUAAGUGUGUGUAAAAGGAUGCACACAUUCCAGUAUUCACAUAUUAUACAGCCUCAACUUUGUUACCAGAUACAGUACUUAACAUAACAUCCUCUAUGCAAUUACAUGUCAGGAUCUGAUUAAGAGCUCUAUGCAAGAAAGUCAAAAACAUUUCACCCACCAAACUAUCAUGUAGGUGCACAUGCACACAUGUACAAAGCAGGAAUUCAUAUAUGCUGCCAAAGCAAAUCAUCAGCCUACUGUUUUACCAGAUGCAGGUAAGACCCGUCUAAGUCAGGAACAAAUAAUCGUAGUUUGCAAUCUCAGAUGUUUACACCUUUAUUCCAAUUUUGAGAAGUUCUUUGACAUAUUUUACAUAUGUGGUGAGACAGAAUAAAGUUUGCAGACACAGAUUUCAUAUUUGUAUAUAUUUAUAAAUCUACAGGCAUCAGCUCAGAGCUCAAAUUUCUAAACCUCUGCUAAUUUGAAGAAUCAGAUUGGACAAGACUUAAGCAGACUGUAAGGUAGUACACAUAGUCCUGUUGAUCAACUAUUGUUUGGACUUCAUAUUUUCCAGGACUGAAGGAUUUAUUACAUUUUGUGCAUUUAGUGAAAGCACAUAAUAUUUUUGUAUAAAAGUGUACCAUGUCUGUGAAAUAUCUUUGUUGUAUCUUAAUGCUGUAUUGAACAAGCAACUGCCUCGUUUUCUAUGUUCUCAUUCUCAAGCAGAGAAACAAAAUUAGUCCAGUGAGAUUGCAUGCACUAGUCAACUUUAUUACACCUAAUUUAGCCUUUUGUCAACGUAGUUCAUUUGUAGUUUUUGUAUGGAAACUAUGGGAUGUGACUGAUCAGCAUGUGAAGAGAUAUUGAUUAUUGAUAAGAUUUCAGCAGUUUGUAGAGGUUUGUUCUCUUUUUAUUAUAUUGAAUUAUACUCUGAUGUAAAAAUGACUCGCUAUGAUGACUUGGAUCUGUGAAAUAUCUAGUACAUUUUACAAGUAUUUAAGGGCUGUUAUUGUGUAUUAGUGCUACAUUUAAAAAAAAAAAAAAAAGCAUGGAUCAGAAACACAGGUCAUGUAAUGUUACUCAGGCAAAAGGAAUUUGAUUCUUCAAAAUCUAUUAUUCCUAUAGCAAGAAAUGUGAAACCAGUAUGCUUUGAAAGCUGAGAAUGUACAGAAGGGAUAACCUGUUAUUCCACUGCAUGACUUUAGAAAGCAUGCCUUACGGCUGCCCACGGCAUGUCAGGAUGUUAGAUCAACCAGAGAUGUCACAGAAAUCAGAUACUGGAAAACUUUCCAAUUUUUUAUUGCAUUGAUUCCAGCCCAGUGCAUUUGAAUGCAACAAAUUAAAAAAAUAAAAAAAAAAUAAAAGUACAAACACAAGUGGAAAUGUGUCACAAAAUGUACUUUGCACAGCUGAAAUGAAGGCACUGUAGCUAUGUGCCACCAGCAAUAAACUUGGCAAAACCAUGUUUGAAAAA